Messenger RNA from Pongo pygmaeus (Bornean orangutan), 1435 nucleotides. RefSeq names its product hydroxyacylglutathione hydrolase like (gene HAGHL). The record is from RefSeq and is a predicted model, not a curated record. Gene Ontology annotation, molecular function: hydroxyacylglutathione hydrolase activity. NCBI's taxonomy places the organism in Eukaryota, Metazoa, Chordata, Mammalia, Primates, Hominidae. The transcript is spliced from 6 exons. Bases 28 to 888 code for a protein of 286 amino acids.
AGGCACCUGUGGCCGAGCUCCGUGACCAUGAAGGUCAAGGUCAUCCCCGUGCUCGAGGACAACUAUAUGUACCUGGUCAUCGAGGAGCUCACGCGCGAGGCGGUGGCCGUGGACGUGGCCGUGCCCAAGAGGCUGCUGGAGAUCGUGGGCCGGGAGGGGGUGUCUCUGACCGCUGUGCUGACCACCCACCAUCACUGGGACCACGCGCGGGGAAACCCGGAGCUGGCGCGGCUGCGUCCCGGGCUGGCGGUGCUGGGCGCGGACGAGCGCAUCUUCUCGCUGACGCGCAGGCUGGCGCACGGCGAGGAGCUGCGGUUCGGGGCCAUCCACGUGCGUUGCCUCCUGACGCCCGGCCACACCUCCGGCCACAUGAGCUACUUCCUGUGGGAGGACGAUUGCCCGGACCCACCCGCCCUGUUCUCGGGCGACGCGCUGUCGGUGGCCGGCUGCGGCUCAUGCCUGGAGGGCAGCGCCCAGCAGAUGUACCAGAGCCUGGCCGAGCUGGGUACCCUGCCCCCCGAGACGAAGGUGUUCUGCGGCCACGAGCACACGCUCAGCAACCUGGAGUUUGCGCAGAAAGUGGAGCCCUGCAACGACCACGUGAGAGCCAAGCUGUCCUGGGCUAAGGCACGGCCCCUUUCCCGCCGCGGCAAGAAGGUGGGGGGGACAGGCUUCGGGGGGGCUCUCAGACAAGGCCCAAUGGUGACCAGGGCCUGUGGUCACUCCAGAAGAGGGAUGAGGAUGACAUGCCCACAGUGCCGUCGACUCUGGGCGAGGAGCGCCUCUACAACCCCUUCCUGCGGGUGGCGUGAGUAUGGUUGUUGUCCCGGGGCCUCCACCGUUACGUGGACCCUUAGGAAGGCAUCUGGGGACCGCGUGUUGGGCUGAGUGAACAUCUCUGGCUUGGGGGAGGCUGCUCAUUAAGUGUCUGCCUGCCCGCCCACCCCUCGGCGCCAUCUUCCCGCGUGGGCAGUGGACCCUGCGCCUCACUGCACCCCUCCCUGCAGAGAGGAGCCGGUGCGCAAGUUCACGGGCAAGGCGGUCCCCGCCGACGUCCUGGAGGCGCUCUGCAAGGAGCGGGCGCGCUUCGAACAGGCGGGCGAGCCGCGGCAGCCACAGGCGCGGGCCCUCCUUGCGCUGCAGUGGGGGCUCCUGAGUGCAGCCCCACACGAGUGAGCCACCCAGACCCUCACAGGGCUGGGGCCUGCGUUCCUCCUCCUGACCUCGGCCAGCUGGACCCACGCGAGGGCCACCUCUGGAACCUUCUUCGAGGUCCUGGCCAGCCAUCUGCCCAGCCUCGGAGGGUGGGCAAGCUGGUGCUUCCUGGGUGGACACACAGGACCACUCAGUGGGGCCCGUGUGGGCGCCGAGACCUGGGUGCCUGCGAAGUGGGGCACACGGGGCCUCCGAACUACGAAUAAAGCUUUGAAAGGCC